Molecule: messenger RNA, 7914 nt
Organism: Gryllus bimaculatus (two-spotted cricket)
Lineage: Eukaryota; Metazoa; Arthropoda; Insecta; Orthoptera; Gryllidae
Source: the annotation of a GenBank genome assembly
UGUGCGUCCAGCCGCAGGGCGUUGCGGAGCGCUUGUGGCACGCCGGCGGCGGCAGCGGCGGGCUCUGCGCGUUCACCUGCUUCAAUUGGGUCGAGUGAUGACGUAGCCCGGCGUAGCGCCGUGAUUCAUGGUGCAAGUGGUUUCCGGGAAGUGAGAAUGACUCGAGUUUGUUAGCUCGCGCACCAGCGGGCGAUCGCGGGCCGUGCUGGGCUGCAGAGCGCCCGAGGCUUCGCCCCUGGGCGGUCUCGAGGUUGUGACGUUGUUUUGUUUUUUUCUUUCUUCGUCUGGCGAAUCACCCCCAGCCAGACCCGCCGUCUCGUUAGAAUGGGACACUUCCACGCGCUGGAUGUCGGUAGAGAGACAGUGAGUGAGCCAAUUUCCUGGAUAUAUCGCUAAGUUCCUAUCCACAUGCCUCGGUGUUGCUUGGGAGGAUGUGAAGGUCCCUUUUGCAACCUGUCGAGUACGGCUGUAAUGCUUUCUUCAGUGGAAGAUGCUUGUGCGGUGACUCAUUAGUGAAGGGGUUCCUGUGAGUAGUAGGCGGCGGCUGGACGUGCGUGAAACAUCGUGAGCUGCCUUCUCGAGUUGCAUCAGAGAAACGCGGUCCGACGGGGCGUGAAACGGAAAAGAAAACUUGGUUUGUGGCAGGAGAUUAUUCGACGCCGGGAUCGGACUUACGCCGCUUUCUUACGGAGACCUACUUCCCUCUGACGUGAGGAUGUGCCACGGAUUGUUUCCGCUGCUUUCACGUUAGUGAGCUUUCCCAAGCGAAUUCUCGCCGCCGCGCCGCGUCGCGCCGACCGUGGGACGGCAAUUUACUACUUGAUGACAUUUACUCGUCAACUCUUUUACUUCCUGUACGUUUCGUUUUCUUUCGUCGCCGGUAGGUUCGUCCGUGCCCGCGCGCGCCUCUGCCUGGGACUGCACCUUCUGCAGACGCCUUAAUUCGCGACCCCGUCUUCCCCUACGGAGCGGGGGUGGCUCCCCAUCGAGCGACGCUCAGGGGCGGACGCCGACGCGGACGCUGGCACGGGCGCGGACGCGGGCGCGUUCAGGCUAGCGGCCGCUAGGGCGUGCCCACAAGUGGCCUGUGCCGAGAGAUAAAAAUGAUAAAAGUGCCACUGCGUAACUGAUGCAACUACUAGAAAGGCGCACGUGAAGUUCGGCAGGCCCUUCUCCGCUUUUUGCAUGACGUGGAAUUUCUUUAUUUCGGUGAUUCCUUUCGUGCCGUUCAAUUAAGGACGCUUAAUGUAAAUGGUACUGUUUUAAGCAGGAAUCGGGAGGUGCAUAAAGCACAUUACUAAAAUUGCUUAUAAAAUAUAACUUAAAAUUUAGCUUUUAUUUUAUUAAAAUCUUCGGAAAGGAGUAAAUGCCAGUAAUUUAAAAAUUUUUGUGUAUUGUACAAAUUUCUUAAGAGGAAAAUAGUACCCAUUAUGUUGCACAAUUGAAUUACCUCUUUAGUCAAAUUUCUAUAUUGUGAAUCUUGAAUUUCUUGUUGUUGUAAUAGUGUAAUGAUUUUUAAUGUGGCACUGAAUGUUAUACAAGUUAUUGGUGCAACAGACAAAUUGAAUUUAUGCGACCUGAAACAGGAACUUCUUAUCUGAAUUGUGGAUUCUGCUUCCUGCUUGUGUGCUGUGAAUUCUAGCCACAAGGCAGUUGAUAGUGUUGCUAAGCUGUGUUACUCCAUCCCAUACAAUUCUGUUUGGCAUGUGUGUUAGAAGAUGGUUCUGAUGUCUUUCAGAGAAAGCGAAUCAUUGUUAGACAAGCGAUUGAAUUCUUUUUUAUCGCGAUCAUUUAGAAGGAAAUGUCCUUCUUCUACCAUAGCAAAGACAACAGAACCUGUUUCUACUAGUAAUGCAAAGCAUUCUGAUCAAGAAGCAAGUUUGGAGCCAGAGGAAGCAGAACGGGGAGUUGCUAGCUGGGCCACAUCUUUUGAAAAACUUCUAGAAGAUGCUGCUGGCCUUCAUACAUUUGCCGAAUUUCUUAAAAAAGAGUUCAGCCAUGAGAACAUAUACUUUUGGGUUGCUUGUGAAAAAUAUAGAGAAUUAACGGACAAAUCUGAACGCAAGAAAGCAGCCAGGGAUAUAUUUGACCGUCAUUUGUGCCUUGGGGCCUUGGAACCAGUCAAUGUUGACUCACAUGCACGACAAGUUACUCAGGAAAAACUUGGUGAAGCCACUCCAGAGCUGUUCAUGCAAGCACAGAAACAGAUAUUUAAUUUAAUGAAAUUUGACAGUUAUCCACGUUUUAUUAAAUCGGAUCUAUAUAAAGAUUGCUUAGUUCGAGAAUUAUCUGGUGAAGAUUUACCUUUUCCUGGAGGAAAUGACUUGGAUGUUGGACUCCAAAUGAAACACAAAGAAAACUCUCCCAAAAGUCAUAGUAAACUAAAGAAAAGUCGCAGUGAUGCUGAAGAUUGCCGCCGCAAAUCUUUGCUGCCAUGGCACCGUAAAAAUCGCUCUAAAUCGAAAGAUCGUGGUGAAUCAGAAUAUAAUAAACUUCGGAUGCUACAUCAAAAACAGGAUGCUGAAGAUACUGUGUCUGUGCGUAGUGAUGUUACUAGCAGCAGGUCUUCCCUUGUAUCCUGGGAUCUUGCUCUCCGAGGUUCUUUUAGCCGACAGUCUGUUACAUCAGGAGAACUUCCUGAACGGGAAAGCUGUGCGUUAUGCCGUGUAAUCUUGCCAGAUGGUGCUACGACUGUUGUGCAGACAAGGAGAAAUGAAUGUGUAAAAGAUCUUGUAAAUAGACUAUUGGAAAAGCGCGGACUUCAUUAUUCAUCUUUUGAAGUCUUCAUGGGCAACUCGGAUAGACUGCAGCAAAUUUCUUUGGAUGAAGACUCAACAUCUCUUGGGGCCAAGGAAGUUCAUGUUGAACAAAGAGUGGUUUUUAGAUUAGAACUUCCUAAUCGGAAGACCAUUGGGGUCGGUGAAAGUGAAAUUUUAAUACUAUCUUUGCCUGUUACCGAAGUUGAUAAUCAGAGAUUGCAAGUACUCUCUAGAAGUGAAGCUUGGAAGAGUGAAAAUCCUCCAAAAGUAAAAUCGGGACCAACGUUAGAUGAAAUUACAAACAGAGUCUUUGAAGAAUUACUUCAAGGAAAAGCUGAUGGUGGCAGAGGAACAUCUGACCAAGGAUCAGUUAGAUCUGAAGACUGGGGUUCCGAGUAUUCUUCUGGAAUACUUAGUCGGCUUCUUAGAAGAGAUUCAGCUUUUCUAGACAAAGUUAAGGAGUCACGUGUCAAAAGCAAAAAGAAUGGAAAUUCAUGCAAAACAGCCACUGAUGACUCAGAAGCCAAACCAACGACAACAAGCAAACAACCUUUGAUAUCAAAAUGGAAAGUUGGUGCAAAACUACAGGGUCGUUCAGAGAGUGAUGAACUGUAUGAAGGACUGAAAAGAGCACAAAGGAGUAGGUUGGAAGAUCAGAGAGGAACUGAAAUUAAUUCUGAACUUCCAGACUUUCUGAAGGACAAAGAAAAUGCUCCUCAAGCAGGAAAGAAAAUACGGAAACUUCGCCGCCCAGAUGAAGCAAAUUCAAAAUUUUAUGAAACAUCAGAUACUCCUCAAGGUCUUGCAAGUAGUCAUGAAAGUUUGCUUAUGGGUGCCAAUAGCAACAAGUGUGGAUGUAAAGGAGACAAGGAUUCAUCUGCAAAUCUAGUGUCACGUUUCUUUGAUGAUAAUUUCAGUCAAGAUGGAAUCCCUAAUCAGAGACAUGAAUCCGAUGAGUAUUUUUUAGGUAGACCAUCAUCGUCAUUGGUUGACUAUAAGAAUAGAGAAGCAGGGAAAGUUCCUCCUCGACCAGCAGUUGACAGAUCUUGCUCUGCUGCAAAACCCAAUGAAAAUCCUUGUAAUCGUUCUUCUCUAGAUAAUGCUGUUAUAGAUCCAGUGAUUUUAGAUUCAAAGUUGCAGAAUGAAACCACUGACGAGCUAGCUUCUAAUCGUUCACGCCACCUCAGUGAUCCUCCUCCUCUCCCUCCGAAACCAAAGCAUUUACCUGCUAAAUCAUCUCUUUGGGUAUCAAGUAAUCCGUCUUUCAGACCACCUGCAGAAAUAGUUUCUACCAAUGCUCGUUUUGUGCGACCCAGUGAGGUCAAGCGUGAUACUAAAGUGUGUCGUAACCGUAGAUCUGUGUAUUUGGAUCAGCCUAGCAGCAGCUUUGUGUGAGUCUGUGUCUCUAAAGACUAUUAAUGGUGUCAGAAAGAGGUGAUGUGUGGAUUGCUGUAAUAUAUUAUUAUAAAUUAAAUAAAGAUCUUGUUAUUAAAUGUUUUAUAGUUGAAAAUAUUUGGUCAUGGAGCAACCAUUACCAGUGAUGUGAUGCAAAUAACAUUUAUAGAUAGAAUUGAACCAGCAGACCAAUAACCGCAUUAAAUGCAUGGAGUACUUAAAAUGGAAAUAGAAAACAGCAAGUCCAAAAUAUGAAAUAUAGAUAAAUUUGUGUAAAAAAUAAAACUACAAUAACGUUAUAAAUAUUCCUAAAUUUUUAUUAUCUCCAUGUAAUAUUCUUAAUACAAUACAUUCUGGUUGCUGCAUGAUUGAAUAGCUUUCCAAACUAAAUUAUGAAAGAAUAAAUCUUUUAAAUUGCAAUUUUCCCCUCAAUAUUUUGCAAUGUAAUUUCUGCAAUUAAAUCAAUGUUAUGAUUCUUUAUAAAGUGUUCGUUGUUAAAAGAUUUUUAUUGUUGACUUCAAAUUCAAUCAAUUUAUUUCCAGGUAGAAAUGCACUUGGUAUCGAAUCUUUAUAAUAAUACAUUGCUCCUUGUUGCUGCAAGUAAGAGUUGGUGUGAUUGAUUAAUAUUUAUAAGAUAUAAUUAAAAUGUAGAUUUGUAUUCAUUGUGCACUUGCAACAUACAUUUAGAAAGUAAUAAGACAAGAAUAUAAUUUUAUGAUGAUAUCAAGUUAAUUCAAUGAAGUUUUGAAAAGUAAGUUUUUGUACAUUUUAAUACCAGUGUUUUAAACCGGUAUGCAUAUUGUUACUUUUUUAGAAAAUUACAUGACAUUUUCUUUCAACAUAAACCAUUGUGCCUUACCUUCAAAACCCAUUUAUUGCUGAUGGGUUAAGUUGUUCUUUUUGUUAGUAAUGGCAUUCGGAAGUGUGUGUGUGUGUGUGUUUUUUUUUUUUUUUUUGCAUGUACGGAUUCUUGUACUGAUACAACAAUUACUAGUAUUGUUUUUAUUAAGAUUAUUUCCCCUAAAAAGGAGAGCUUUAAAAAAUGAUCUUCCUAUUGUAGAACUUAUUGAUGUGCAGAUGAUUAGUAAAUGUGUGGAACAUUAAAAUCUACCUUAAGGGAGAAAAUAGUCUUUUUCACCCCUGUUUAAAGUAGUAAUUAAUUACAAUUUAUUCGCAUUUAGCUUAAGUUUUGUCCUUUUACACAAAUCGUAUUUUCAUUUUUGAAACAUAAAAGAGCCUUCUUAAAAUCCCAUUGAUAUUGAAAAUUCUUAAAAUGUUUUUAACAAUAUGAAAAUAUGUAUUCAUUUGAACAAUGUUGGCCUAUUUCCUUUUGUUAAUUGAAAGAAACAUUUCUGAGUAUUUGGGUAGCUUCCUUUUUCUGUGUGGUUUAUUUCUAAAUAUUUUUGUUUUGAACGAAAUUAAUUUUGGCGUGUUUAAAAGUAUGUACAGAAAAUAAAGUUGCUUUCUGACAGUUUCCAGAAUUGUUUCAGACCUGUAGCUUCUAUUUUGGGCAAAUCUAUUAUUAUAGGUAUGUUUAUGGGUGGGUACAUGUUGCAGCUGGAGAAAAUAUUGUGCAAUGAAGAUUCAGAGAUUACUAUGGUAUGGGCGUUGAAUUUGUUUCCAUCAUUUCAGAUUGUUUUUCCUGGUUUUUGUUGUUUCUCUAAAUGUUUGUAUUUCAAUUCUUUAUAUCUCCCUCCCCUCUCUCUCUCUUUUGUUUUGGGGGAGGGGAAAACUUGAUAGCUUUUUCCUAUAUAGUUCAACUGAGUUUACAGAUUGCUUCUAUUUCUGUAGUGACUCUGACCGGAAGCUCCGGGGAUUUGAGACCCAACAGUGGUGGAUGUUUUGUCCCUAGCUAAACAGCUAGAUUGAAUCCGGGCACUGUCUGACGAAGAAUUCUAGUGGCCAGCUACUUUGAUGUAUUUUUCUGUGGUUUGUGUGAUUAAUACCAGGUGAAUACCAAGCCAUUACUCAACAGUAUAAGAGGACCACAUGCGAUCUGUCCUUCCUCUCCCUUAAGACAUUCAUAUUCACUUAUAGGCAUUACUUCCACACUUGCUGUGAUACCAGUUGGGAGCUUAGGGCUUGUCUCGAAUGAGGGCAAUGUCCCACUGGUGAUGGUGGGGGAGGGGGGACAGACAUUGGAGAAAGAAAUUCCCCACAUGCCAAUGUGUAAGUCAGAAAAAGAUCUCACCAUCCAGCUGGGAAGGAAUCGUUGCCACGUCCGAGAAUAAUACAGUCUACACUUAUGGAACUAAGACUGUAGCAGUUGACGUGCGUGAAAAUAUUAAACAAUAAAUCUAAUGUUGCAGUUUCAUUGUUUGAAUUCUACUUCUGUCUCGUGCAUUUGUUGUCCAUAUCUCAGCUUCAUCUGUAAGUAGGCUUUCAACUAUUGCUAUAUAUAAAGUGAAGUUUGUUUCUUUUUAUGCUUAUUUAUGUGUCCCAUGCCAAUGAAUUUUAUCUUCUAACAAUUUGCCUGCCUCUAUUUAUUUUGUUUAAGAUAUCUUUGUUGUCAUGACCAUCAUGUGUUAUAGUGAAUCUCAAAUAAUUGAAUUAUUUUUCAUACCUAGUUAUAUAUUUGUGUUCUCAAAUCCCAUCCAUUUCUUCCCACUAGUUUGCUUUUGAAAUAUUUAUAACCAGUCUUCACUUUACAUAUCCUUAUAUUAAUUUUCUAGUCAUGUAGUUGAUAUCAUGAUUGGCUUUGACCACUUUAUCAUCUGCAUACAUCCAGGUGUGACAAAAUUGUUUUAUAAAUAUUGUGAAUUGAUUUGGAGAAAUACAACCACCUUGCCUUGAAUCUUUAUUAUUUUACUGAAGAAUCCUACUUUUAUGCAGCCCUGACAGUCAGUCUAUAAGCUCCUUGCAGCACUUAUGUAAACAGUAUUUAUAUUUUCAUCUGUCAUCGUAUCCCAUUGUUUAACUAAGGAUACUGAGUCAAAUGACUCUCAUAUCUAAAAAUACCAUGAGUAUCUAUUCUGACAAGAUCUCUGCACAAAAGCCACUUGAUUCCUCCACUGCCUCCAUCUUUGACACAUUCACAUUCAUUCUUUCUUGUAACAAUUAUAAAGAAAUAACUCUAUUGAUACCAUUAAUAAAUUCAAUUGAUUUUAUGUUAAACUGUUUGCACAUAUACCUGAUUGCUUGGAAAGCCUCUUUCCUCAAGGUCUUAUAAAAAUUUACCAGACUGUCAGAGUAAGAAAGGGGGAAAAUAAGGGAUUGAACAUAAAAAGGAAAUAAAAUGUUUUAUUACAUAAGGUUAGGAGCUCCUUUCAAACUUUUCAGGAGGGUGGCAUGGCCCUCUGGCCUCUCCCUAUUCACGUACAAAAACGUUUAUUUGAUAUCCAAAUUAUGAUAUCUAAGACACUUGAAGGGGUUAUAUUAAUUAUUUCAAUUGGCAUAGUUUCAAGUCUUAGAGCUCUGCUCCUUUUCAUCUGAAAGGUUGAAAAUAUAUGUACAAUCGUGUAACAUCAAGUAUAAUAAUAAUAAUAAUAAUAAUAAUAAUAAUAAUAAUAGAGAACAAUUGGUUGUACUUAAUUUAUGUUUGUGGUCGACUGAAUUUUUAUGAAGAGUUCUAGAUAUUUACUUGUUUUUCUUUUUCUCUCCCCCCCCCCAAAAAAGUUAAUUGGUACAUGAAACAUUCUUGUCUCAGUACAUAAAUCUGUAAUGGAAGUAGUGUGGUAAAAAGCAUGAGAUUUUCUGUAUGAGCAGUAUCAGAGUGAUGGGCUCAAAACUAAAGUAUUGUGGUGUUAUUAAUAACUUUUUU